UUACAAAAAAUAUUUAUAUAUAUAUGUAUGUAUCUAUAUAUAUAUAUAUGAAUGUGUCAUCUACUAAUGCAUUUAUGUUUUCCUUUUUCAUAACUAGUUUUAAUAAUAAGUUACGCCAACGUAAUACACGUAUAUAUAUAUUUUGUGGAUGAACGUGAUGGUAACCACAUUUAUGACUGGAUUUUUAUUAAUGCAUUCCGACAACCAAAACCUUGUCCUAUUUUUAUAAAUUUAUAUAUACAUAUAUUUACAUAUGUAUAUAUAUGUGUGUGUGUGUGUGUGUGUGUGUGUGUGUGUGUGUGGAUACAUUUGUAAUCAUCUGAACUAGAAAUAUAUUUAUUGUCAUGUCAUUUUGAAAAAAAAAAAAAAAGAAGAAAAAGAAAAAAACAAGUUUGCUUUACGUGUGAAUUUAUUUUAUCUUUGUUAUAUUUUAAACGAUAAUAAUUGAAAUAAUCGUAUAACUUAUAAAAGAUUAUAAUAUCAUUUCGACCGAUGUAAAUCGAUUAUACAAUAAGUGUUAUGAGCGGUGGUUUAUCCAUGUAUGAUGGUUUGGAGAAAGAGACAACAUCAAAUAAUGGAUUGGAAAAUGUUAAUGGAGGUAGCAAAAAAUUGGCAAGAGGAAUUUCUAGAGCCACAGAAAAUGCCGCUAUAGUUUCCUAUGCACGUUCCCAAUUUGCGACAUUGGGAUCAUUGGAUAUGCCCGAAUUUACAUUUUCUUUACCUGACUUAUCGGUAUAUCCAGAUUCGUUCCGUCAAUUUUUGGAAAAGGAUUUAAUAGAAGGUGGAUGUAUGUCCUCGUUAGAAGCGGCAGGUAGAUUGAAUUGGUGGUGCGCCAGUAAAAAUGGUACCAACAGAGUUCUAUGGCCAUUGGCAACGUCAGGUGAUGGCAAUUGUUUACUUCAUGCAGCUUCACUUGGUAUGUGGGGUUUCCAUGAUCGAUUACUUACAUUGAGAGAAACUUUGCAUAAUACAUUGAACAAGGGAGAAUAUCGGCAUGCUCUUUUUAGAAGAUGGAAAUGGCGUCAGAUGGGUUUAAAUGCUGUCUCAGGUUUGUCUUAUACGGAAGCCGAAUGGUUAUCAGAAUGGCAAACAAUAGUAGAUAUGGCAUCACCAAUAAUUAGGAAUCAAACGGCCACUUCUUAUCAAAGUCUUGAAGAAGUACACGUAUUGGCAUUGGCACAUGUUUUAAGAAGACCUAUAAUAGUAAUCGCGGAAACAAUGUUAAAAGAUGCAGAAGGAGUGGCAUUGGCUCCAAUACCAUUUGGAGGUGUAUAUUUACCAUUAGAAAUAUCAUCUGCUAAUUGUCAUAGAACUCCUUUAUUAUUGGCUUAUCAUUCUGCACAUUUCUCACCGUUGGUUACCGUACAUGGACAUAAUGACAUUGGCGAUGAUAAUAAUGAAGGUGUUAGUAUACCAUUGGUUGAUCCUGACACUGGUCAAAUAUUACCAGUUUUAUUCGCUGUUGAUCCUGGUCCUGAUUGGGAUUGGAUCGAUGGAUCACGUGAUUUAUUGACCUGCGAACAAAGCACGAUGGAGAUAUUGAUAAGAGAUUAUUUAGACUGUGAAUAUGUUAAUUUCACGUCGGAGGAUAUAGAUAGGUUGUCCGAUACAGAUGGUUCCUUGUCAAAGACAGCGAAACAAUUAUUAGGGGUUGCUAAACAAUUUGGAUCGAUUGGUAAAUCAAUGAGUAAAAAAUUUUGGUUCGCAAAAAGGCCAAAAAGUCCGCCAUCAUCUUCAAGCGGUUGUAAUUCUACCGAAGGAUUGUUAUGCAUCAAAAUGAAAAGUAGACGUCAUCAAUAUGUAGAUCAGAUGUUACAAAAUUAUCUCGAAUGUGCCCAUGACAGGUAUGUUCAAGAUCAUCAAUUGGACGAAACUGGUUGUGAAAUGAAUUAUGGUGCAGGGAAAUCAAAAUUCUAUGCUGCGAGUGAUCAUGGUAGUCAUGCAAGUGUCAGCAAAUUAUUACCAACGCAUCCAAAUAAAGACCGUACGCUUUAUCUUUCAAGAUCAACAUUCUAUAAUGAUCAUACGUCGCCUGAAAAGGUUGAUCGACAGUCAUGGAAUAGUAAUUUGCGGGCUUGCGUAAAGGAAUGUCGCAGUGAACAUUGCCAAUUUUUUGGCUCACCAGAAAAUGAAUAUUAUUGUUCGCAAUGUUGGGCUAAUCGACGUUAUUGCUGAACACAAAUGCGUCUCUUUUAUUUUAUUUUAUUUUAUGUCCCUCCCCCCUACUUUUUUUUUCCUCUUUUUUUUCCCUUCCUUGUAACAAAGCAUGACAAUAAUCAUGAUUAAAAAACAAAAAAAAAACCACCGAAUAGCAUACAUACAUACAUAUAUAUAUAUAUAUAUAUAUAUAUAAAGAAAUUAAGUUCUUCGUUAAUAUGAAUCAUAUAAAUCAAUCAUAAAAUAGAAAAUUUAUCUUUCCUCUUCGUUAUCAUUCUUUGUAUUCUAUAUCUCUCUCUCUCUUUCUCUCGCUCCUUAUUUUUUUUCUCUCUCUCUCUCUCUCUCGCUCCUUAUUUAUUUAUUAACAUUCUCAUUGAUUCAUUAAAAUUAAAAAUGCAUAUCGUACAAUAUGUAUCUAAUAAUUAUAGCCGAUAUAAUGUUCUUUAUCAAACAGAGAACGCCUUUCCUACAUGUUAUAGCCAAAACCAAAAGUGAAAAAAAAAAUAAAAGAAGAAUACAAAAUAAAGAAAAAAACAAAAAAAAAAAAAAAA
Molecule: messenger RNA, 2708 nt
Organism: Vespa crabro (European hornet)
Lineage: Eukaryota; Metazoa; Arthropoda; Insecta; Hymenoptera; Vespidae
Product: OTU domain-containing protein 7B-like
Exons: 9
Coding region: 520-2175 (551 amino acids)
Biological process (GO): protein K11-linked deubiquitination; protein K63-linked deubiquitination; protein K48-linked deubiquitination
Cellular component (GO): cytoplasm; nucleus
Molecular function (GO): DNA binding; K63-linked polyubiquitin modification-dependent protein binding; cysteine-type deubiquitinase activity
Source: RefSeq, a predicted model, not a curated record